GUGCGCAAGCAUCUAUUUCCAGUCGCACCUAUGGCUUCAGAUGAGCACUGAGCCUCCUGCAGGCACACGGACAGCCAGAGGAAUACCACAGCUGUGCCUCUGCGUCGGACUCUACAGCGCUGCAGACGCGCGUCCCCACUGUCUACGCUGAGCCUGUGCAGCAGCGGCUGCAUUCACUCUGCUACUGUCCUGCUUGUUGUGUUUCGUCGCUCCCAGAAAGAGAAACCCGUCUGUACCCCACUCAUACAGGCGGACCUGUUCACAUUUUCACUGUGGAUUUUAAAUCGUUACAGGAGACCGUGGAUUGGAACUAUUUAUUGCGCGUAUUGGAUACAUUUUAGCGGAGUUACUGUUAGGUUAUUGUGUUUCAUGGUUGGAGACAGUAUGCUAUAUUGAUAUCCAAUCUGCGUGAUAUUGGUUCAUGAUUGAGAAGCACGCGGAGGGGCGUGGAAUUCAUUGACAUCGAUUUGGUCUCCUUGUGUAAAACAACCGAGAUUUUCUCCCCACUCCUCCCUUCCCUCACCUUCAGCAUGACUUCUCUGUCUGGGACCAAAGAGAGGUCUGUGACCAACAGGAGCAGAAAAUACGGGAUUACCGACACCUCUCCGACAACAUCAGCCUCCUUCUCCCCGGAGACAUGGUACAGAAAGGCCUACGAGGAGUCCCGGACCGGCAGCAGACCUGCUCCAGAGGGAGUCGGCUCCAUGCCUAGCUCCACAGGCACCCCCUCCCCAGGAUCUGGCACCUCUUCCCCGGGCUCUUUCUCUGGUUCCCCCGGGACCAUAUCCCCAGGGAUCGGGACCUGUUCUCCCGGGUCUCUGGGUGGAUCGCCAGGUUUCGGUACAGGUUCGCCGGGCUCUGGCAGCGGGAGCUCCCCUGGUUCUGAGAGAGAGAGGGGGAUAUGGUGUGAGAACUGCAAUGCCCGGCUGGCAGAGCUGAAGAGGCAGGCGCUGAAGCUGCUGAUUCCCGGCCCCUACUCCAGCAAGGAUACCUCCUUCUCCCUCCUCCUCCACGACAAGCUCCAGGUGCCCAACAGCUGGCGGCGGGCGUGGAACGAGCGUGACAGUCGCUGUGACGUGUGUUCCACUCAUCUGACCCAGCUGAAACAGGAAGCAGUCCACAUGGUGCUGACCUUGGACCAGUGGGACCUGUCCCCCAGCUCGCCCCCCACCCUGCCCAGCCGCAGUGGCCUUCCCCAGGGCCCCACAGCACCACGGGACUGGGCUUACCUCCUCUCAGCCUCAGCAGCCUACCCCCAUCCACACCCACACCACCCUACCAUGCCUCCGUCCUCCUCUAGUGCAUCAACCUCAAGCCCCAGCCACACUGCCUCCAACCCCUGCCAAGGUGCAGCAUCUGUGGGGCAAACCUCUGCCCAGGCAGCCUCUUCAGCUCUAGCUCCAGCCCCCUCAUCGCCAGCUCCAUCCUCUGUGCACCAGGGAGGAUACCCCCGCUAUGGGUCCAAGCCCAGCUCCCUAGGGGUCGGCUUGGGGGUUGAGAGGAGAAACGGCUCUCCGGCACACAGCAGUAAAGCCAGCGGUGUUCAGCCGGCCCAGCCGCCCCACAGCCCCAUUAAUAACGGUUCUGGUAGCGGAGCGUUACUGAGCACGGCAGCCCUGCAGGCUCACCAGUACAUGUCUCGCAGCAAUGGAGGAGGAGUCACACUCUACCCCUACCAGAUCUCCCAGAUGAUAUCAGAGGGGUGUAGAGAGGGUCUGACGGAGGAGGCUCUGAAUCUCUACAAUGCUGAUCUCCCCGCCCCCUCACCCUCCCAGGUCCCUCCCACUUUGCAGGUUACCACGGCAACCCCAACCACCACCUCUGCCGCUGCAUCCUUCUUCGCCAGAGCUGCCCAGAAGUUGAACCUGUCUUCCAAGAAGAAGAAGCAGCGCCCAGCGCCCCCCCCAGUGGUGUGUGACCCCCCUCUGUUCCCCACCAACUUCAGUGGAACCCUGCAGACCACCCCUCCCCCUGCCCCCCCCUGCCUGCUACGGGCCGCCAGCAAGAUCAAAGACACCCCCGGACUGGGCAAGGUGAAGGUGAUGGUUCGUGUGUGUCCUGUGACUUCCUCAGACGCAGCAGAGUCCAGCUCCUUCCUCAAAGUGGACACCAGGAAGAAGCAAGUGACCAUCAUGGAGCCCUCAGCCAACCAGACGCAAGGGAACACCCCCCAGAAACGAGGAGGAGCCAAUCAGGUCCCGCCUAAGAUGUUUGCCUUUGACGCUGCUUUCCCCCAUGAUGCAUCACAGGCGGAGGUAUGUGCUGGGACUGUAGCUGAGGUAAUUCAGUCUGUGGUGAAUGGAGCCGACGGCUGCGUCUUCUGUUUUGGUCACUCUAAACUGGGUAAAUCCUACACCAUGAUAGGUGGUGACGAGUCCAUGCAGACUCUGGGGAUCAUCCCCUGUGCCAUCUCCUGGCUCUUCAAACUCAUCAACGAGAGGAAGGAGAAGACAGGAGCACGUUUCUCUGUCCGAGUCUCCGCCGUAGAGGUGUGGGGUAAAGAGGAGAACCUGAAGGACUUGCUGUCUGAAGUGGCUACAGGCAGUUUGCAGGAUAGCCAGUCCCCUGGAGUCUACCUCUGCGAGGACCCCAUCUGUGGCAUGCAGCUCCAGAACCAGAGUGAGCUGCGAGCCCCCACGCCAGAGAAAGCAGCCUUCUUCCUGGAUGCAGCCAUAGCAGCUCGCUACAGCAGCAGAGCUGGCGCCGACCCAGAGGAGCAUCUCAACUCACACAUGCUGUUCACACUGCACAUCUACCAGUACCGCAUGGAGAAGACUGGCAAGGGAGGGAUGUCAGGAGGUCGCAGUAGGCUCCACCUGAUAGACCUGGGCAGCUGUGUGAAGGUGCUAGGAGGAGGGAAUGGCAGAGACAGCAGCGGUAGUAGCAGCACCACAGCAGCAGGACUGUGUCUGUCUCUCUCUGCGCUGGGGAACGUCAUCCUGGCUCUGGUCAACGGCAGCAAACACAUCCCUUACAAGGACAGUAAGCUGUCCAUGCUACUGAGAGAGUCGCUGGGCAACAUGAACUGCCGGACUACCAUGAUCGCUCACAUCUCCUCGUCGCCUAGCAACUUCUCUGACACGCUCUCCACGAUCCAGAUCGCCUCGCGCCUCCUCCGCAUGAAGAAGAAGAAGACCAAAGUCAGCAUGCAGUACACGUCCAGUUCGUCAGGGGGUGAGAGUUCGUGUGAGGAGGGGCGUAUGCGUCGCCCCACUCACCUGAGACCGUUCCACUCCCGUAGCUCUGCAGACUCAGACCUGCCUCUGCUGCACCUCUCCAGCGACCCAGACGACUACUCCAGCAGCGAGCAGUCCUGUGACACUGUCAUCUAUGUGGGUCCCAAUGGGGGUGCCAUCUCGGACCGUGAGCUGACCGACAAUGAGGGACCGCCAGAGUUCGUCCCCAUCGUCCCUGUUUUGCUGAAGAGCAAAGCCGAAUCUGGCGUCGAGCCGACUACGCCGCCUCUGCAGCAGCAGCAGACAGUACUCCCCCAGGCUCAGCUUGUCCCUACACAGACACACACCCAGCCCACUACCCUGCCUACCAAGCCCCUCAACGCCGUCCACCAGCCCCCACUCCCUCUCCCCCAGCCCCCAGUCCCUCUCCUCCAGGCCCUGGGUCAUCCCCAGCCCCCACUCCCUCUCCUCCAGCCCCCACUCCCUCUCCUCCAGCCCCUGGGUCAUCCCCUGCCCCCCGUGCCAGAGGAAGGGGCGGAGUGCCUGAAGUGCAACACCUUCGCUGAGCUGCAGGAGCGUCUGGAGUGUAUCGACGGGAGCGAGGAGGUGGCAAAGCUCCCCUUCGAGGAGGUGCCGGCUAACAGGGGGGCUAAGCCCGACACCCUGGUUCCCCCAGGGUCUGAGACGGAGCGUAAAGAAGGGGGGGUGGAGAAAGUAGAGCCCCUCAGGAGGAUGUCCAACGACCAGCAGCUCCAGGAGAUCAGGGAGGUGGUGGAGGAGGCAGAACUGGCCCAGAACUUGAUAGAGAGUCUGAGCCUGACCGGCAGCUGCAGUGUGACGGGUAGCAGUGGAGCAGGACACACCAACCCUCUACAGAGGGCCAAGAGUGCCAGCCUCCAUGACAGUCGUGAGUCUCUGAGCGCGGGCAGUAGCAGUGAUGGUAAGCCCCGCCCCCUGGGCUCUCCUCGGCUGGGCAUCGCAUCUCUUACCAAGACCUCUGACUACAGACCUCCCUCCUCACCCUCACAGCGCUGCAAGGUCUACACCCAGAAGGGUGUGAUGCCGGGAACGCCCCCCUUGUCCUGCCAGAGUCUGUCUACUGCAGACAGCCUGGCUGCAGACAGUGUGAGGUCCUCUACAGAGUCCCUGCUGCAGCCGGUGUCCCUGUCCAGAACCUCCCCCGCGGGGAUGAGUCCCUGGGUCCUCAAACGAACCAACUCCUCGUCUGCUAGCCUGGGGUCGGCUGACACGCUGUGUGAUGAGAAUGUUCCUCAGAUUCCUCUGGAUGGACGCAGGGAUACCCCAGCUCCAGCCCCCAACCACUCCUCCAUCCCAGCCGACCCUAGCUCUCUGGAGGAAGACAAGCUGGUGUUCACCCUGGGGUGUAAGGAGGGGCUGGAGGUCCGGGGCCUGCUGGAGAGUGGCGGCCGUCCCACCAGCAUCAUUAGCUUCAGCAGCGACUGUUCCGUCACUGCCCUGGACUCGGGGUCCCGCCCUAUCUCCAUAAACAGCAGCAUCAGCGAGGACCUGGAGCGCUAUGGAAUCAACACUACUGUCGUUGCUACGACCACCAGGGUGAUCCCCAUAACAACCGCCUCCGUCGCCGGAGUGAUCGCCGUGGAAGGAGAGGCGAUGGCGGCGGUGCCUAGCCGACGGUCAUCCAUGUCAUCGUGGCUAAGUGACCUGAGUGUUGUUAGCGACAGAGAUCAAUCUCUGCACAGCUUCAGCCAGUCCCAUGGACACGGGGAGGCUCUGGCCGAACAUGACCCCACACAGGUCCCUCUCUGUGGAGCAAAUGAGCAGGACGAGGCGUCCCUGGGUUAUGGACGAAGGAAGACUCCUGAGAGUGAAGUAGCAUUGUCUGGAGAUGUAAAAGGGAAAGAGACUAAAGAGAGGCUGAAGAGACUGCCCCCCUCCCUGGGUAAGACCACCAUCUCCCUCUCUGACAUGCAGACCCUGGGGGUCUCCAGCAACUUCCUCCCCUUCAAGACCAACAUUACAGCCCACCCCUGUGUGGCCGUCAAACCCAUGGUCAUACUCUCCUCCCUUACCAGGACUCACCUGCUGCCCAAGGACCCAGCCAAGACUACCCCAGCCCUGGUCCUGGCCUCCAUGUCCAGCGAGCUCAGCUUCGAUGACCCCUGGAUGAAGAGAGACGGGGUGGACUUGAGGCCCAAGGAGCUGGUGUGUGAGGUGAAGCCAGAGAAGUGGGUGGUGGAUCCACCAGUCAAGAUAGACGCAGCUAAGAGCAGCCAGGCCUGGCCCCAGGGCGAUAGGGCCAGUAGGGUGGACAGUGGCUAUGGAGGGGACCGUCACAGCUCCAGCAGCGGGGAGGCCAUCUCCUCUCCAGACUCCUGUAAGAGGGUAGUGGACAGCUCUGAGAUGGUGCUGGUCAGUUCUGGGGAGUAUCUGGUGACUCCUGUCUACUCUGCCGACAUCCUGCGCACCGCCAGUCUGCCCCGUGGCUGGCACCGGCUCAACCGCCACGACGGCCUAUAUGAGGACCCACUCCGCUACGACGCUAACGGAGGAGGGGGGGAGUACCGAGGCCUGGGGGUCACCUCCUCUACCCCCUGUAGUCCCAGGGCGACCCUGGACCGAAGGGGGUAUUCCGGGAAACAUGGCCUGUUUUCCCGCCAGAAAGGUAUCCCACCGCUGCCACCAGUACGCAAGUCCAGUCUGGACCAGAAGAACAAGGCAGGAGGCCCCCUCAGCCCCAUGCACGCAGCCAGCCAUGGCCUCUCCUUCUUGAGGAGUACCCCGGAGGACCUGGGCGUGCUUGGAGGAGGUGGAGGGAAACAGAAGGGGGGUAAUGUGGAGAGCAGUAGGUUGUUCAGUGCUAAACUAGAGCAGCUGGCUAACAGAACCAACUCUCUGGGUCGGUCCCAUGGAGGUCACAGCUCUCAUGGCCCCCACUACGACUGCCUCUCUUUGGAGAGGGGGGAGGCCCUCAGCUCCUUGGGCUGGAAGGUGGCAGCCGGAGGGGGGAGGGGGGACUGCACCAUGCCCCGUACCGGACGCAGCCUCACCCGUGGCGGCUCAUUGUCAUCCUCCUCCCCUAAAGGAAACGGUUCCGGUAACAGCCCUGGCAGCGCUCCCCAGUCACCCAAGUCGAGCCAGUCCAAGAUCUCAGCGGUCAGCAAGCUCCUGAUGGCCAGCCCUAAGGCUCGGAGCCUGUCGGCCUCCAGCACCAAGACACUCAGCUUCUCCACCAAGUCUCUGCCCCAGUCUGUCAACCGCAGCUCCAGUCUGCCUCCCAACGGCAAGCCCCAGGCCCAGGGUCAGACCUCCACCCAGGGUCAGGGACAGAACCAGGCACCCAGCUCUGGCUCCUGGUCCACCCAGUCUCUGAGUCGCAACCGAGGGGGAGGCCUGGCCGCCAAACUGCCUCUGAGAGCCGUCAACGGACGCAUCUCCGAGCUGCUCCAGGGCAGCGGAGGCUCUCGAUCCGCCGGUCACAACCGAGGAGGAAGCUCCGAGGAUGGGGAGGAGAGAGGCGCUGGAGGGGGUGGAGGUGGUGUCGGGGCACAGGGAGAGGAGAGACCCUUGGUAGUCCACACCCUCCCGUCCCCCUACAGUAAGAUCACAGCGCCCAGGCGGCCGCAUCGCUGCAGCAGCGGUCAUGCCAGUGACAACAGCAGUGUUCUGAGUGGAGAGCUGCCCCCGGCCAUGGGGAAGACAGCCCUGUUCUACCACAGUGGGGGCAGCAGUGGCUAUGAGAGCAUGUUGAGGGACAGCGAGGCCACAGGAAGCACCUCCUCUGCCCAGGACUCUCUGAGCGAACACAGCUCAGCCACCAGCAGCAGCCGCCGCAGCAGCCUCAAGAACAACAAGAAGAAGAACAACAGCACAGGUACCCAGCGUCGUCGUCUGAUUCCCAGCCUGACCCCAGACUCGUCCUCUCCGUUCAGGAAGCCUGCCAUCAGCCCAGGUGUACGCUGGGUAGACGGGCCGCUACGCCCUGCCCCCAGGGGAACCACAGAACCCUUCGAAAUAAAGGUCUACGAGAUAGACGACGUGGAGCGCAUGCAGAGGAGAGAGAAAGGCAACAAGGUGAGACAGAGAGAGAUGGAGACAGACAGAGAGAGAUGGAGACAGACAGAGAGAGAUGGAGACAGACAGAGAGAGAUGGAGACAGACAGAGAGAGAUGGAGACAGACAGAGAGAGAUGGAGACAGACAGAGAGAGAUGGAGACAGACAGAGAGAGAUGGAGACAGACAGAGAGAGAUGGAGACAGACAGAGAGACAUGGAGACAGACGGAGAGAGAUGGAGACAGACAGAGAGAGAUGGAGACAGACAGAGAGAGAUGGAGACAGACGGAGAGAGAUGGAGACAGACGGAGAGAGAUGGAGACAGACGGAGAGAGAUGGAGACAGACGGAGAGAGAUGGAGACAGACGGAGAGAGAUGGAGACAGACGGAGAGAGAUGGAGACAGACGGAGAGAGAUGGAGACAGACGGAGAGAGAUGGAGACAGACGGAGAGAGAUGGAGACAGACGGAGAGAGAUGGAGACAGACGGAGAGAGAUGGAGACAGACGGAGAGAGAUGGAGACAGACGGAGAGAGAUGGAGACAGACGGAGAGAGAUGGAGACAGACGGAGAGAGAUGGAGACAGACGGAGAGAGAUGGAGACAGACGGAGAGAGAUGGAGACAGACGGAGAGAGAUGGAGACAGACAGAGAGAUACAGACAGACAGAGAGAUACAGACAGACAGAGAGAUACAGACAGACAGAGAGAUACAGACAGACAGAGAGAUACAGACAGACAGAGAGAUACAGACAGACAGAGAGAUGGAGACAGACGGAGAGAGAUGGAGACAGACGGAGAGAGAUGGAGACAGACGGAGAGAGAGAUGGAGAGAUCUUUCUCUCUCUCUCUCUCUCCCCACCUUUCUCUCCCCACCUUUCUCUCUCUCUCCCUCCCUUUCUCCCCCACCUCUCUCUCCCUCCCUUUCUCUCCCCACCUCUCUCUCUCUCCCCACCUCUCUCUCUCCCCACUCACUCUCUCUCCCCACCUCUCUCCCCACCUCUCUCUCUCCCCACCUCUCUCUCUCCCCACCUCUCUCUCCCUCCCUUUCUCCCCCCACCUCUCUCUCUCCCUCCCUUUCUCCCCCCACCUCUCUCUUUCCCUCCCUUUCUCUCCCCACCUCUCUCUCUCCCUCCCUUUCUCUCCCCACCUCUCUCUCUCCCCCCACCUCUCUCUCCCUCCCUUUCUCCCCCCACCUCUCUCUCUCUCUCUCCCCACCUCUCUCUCCCUCCCUUUCUCUCCCCACCUCUCUCUCUCCCCCCACCUCUCUCUCCCUCCCUUUCUCCCCCCACCUCUCUCUCUCCCCACCUCUCUCUCUCCCCACCUCCCUCUCUCUCCCUCCCUCUCUCCCCCCACCUCUUUCCUUCCCUUUCUCCCCCCACCUCUCUCUCCCUCCCUUUCUCCCCCACCUCUCUCUCUCUCUCUCUCCCCACCUCUCUCUCUCCCCACCUCUCUCUCCCUCCCUCUCUCCCCCCACCUCUUUCCUUCCCUUUCUCCCCCCACCUCUCUCUCCCUCCCUUUCUCCCCCCACCUCUCUCUCUCUCUCCCCACCUCUCUCUCUCCCCACCUCUCUCUCUCUCCCCACCUCUCUCUCUCCCCACCUCCCUCUCUCUCCCUCCCUCUCUCCCCCCACCUCUUUCCUUCCCUUUCUCCCCCCACCUCUCUCUCCCUCCCUUUCUCCCCCACCUCUCUCUCUCUCUCUCUCCCCACCUCUCUCUCUCCCCACCUCUCUCUCCCUCCCUCUCUCCCCCCACCUCUUUCCUUCCCUUUCUCCCCCCACCUCUCUCUCCCUCCCUUUCUCCCCCCACCUCUCUCUCUCUCUCCCCACCUCUCUCUCUCCCCACCUCUCUUUCUCUCUCUCCCCACCUCUCUCUCUCCCCACCUCUCUUUCUCUCUCUCUCCCCCUACCUCUCUCACUCUCUUCCCACCUCUCCCUCCCCUCAUUUCUUUGUAUUCCCCUCUCUUCUCCGUGUCUCCAUCAGGAGGUGGUUUAUUUCAGUGCUAAGCUGAAGAUCUUGGAAAACAGGCAGCAGCGGAUAUCCGAGGUCCGAGCCAAGUACGACUGGCUGAAGAAAGAGCUGGAACAGACCAAGCAGCACCUGAUGCUGGAGCCAGACAAAUGGACCACUGAAUUUGACCUGCAGCAGACGUUUGAGGUGGACUCUCUGGAGUACCUGGAGGCUCUAGAGGUGAUGACAGACAGACUGGAGACCAGGGUCAACUUCUGCAAAGCUCACCUCAUGAUGGUCACCUGCUUCGACGUCACCUGCCGACGCAGGUAGAACAAAGAACGGACAGGCGGACCACACCUCCUCUAGGACUCUUUGGACUCAUGGAAAGUGGAGACAACACAGCAGGAAUAGAGGGAUGGAGCAGAGGGAGGAAUUUCCCAGAGGAGGUGCAGAGGCAGAUGGAGACAAAGGCAUGCGGAGACUAAAGAGGAAUAUUUUUUUAAGCAGCGGGGAAGUUAGCGAGAGAAGAGGAGGAGGAAGAAAAGGAGGAGGAGAGAGAUUGUUUUAAAGAAGGAGUGUAUCCGCCACCGGACAGGAAGAUCACUUUUACAGAGCAGUUGUUGGAGUUUGUAAAUAAAGUUUUGCUUGCUUUGAAUAAGGCCUGGCUGACGGACGGCUAUUAGUCACGUGGGGAAACAAAGAGAAAAGAAUGACAGAAAGGAAAGAAAACCAACCAUGUGUGAGAGAGACAAGUGCCUGGCGAACACUUUGACUUCUGAAACAUUUCUCCUGUGUUUGUGUACAAACGGUGCUAGCUGAAAAAAUGAUAGAUCUCAAAAGUCUAAAUAAUCUGAAAAGGCUUUUACUCUGUUUCCUGCCUCGCUGUUCUCAGUGGUUUGUACUUAUAUAGUUCUACACUAGUUAUGAUGCAACAUAUGAACUGUUACGUGUUCGUUUUUCUACCUCUGUUUUGAUUUUCUGAAGAAAGUGGGACCACACAAAGUGCUUUAGGGGGAUGCUAUAUACAGGUGUAGGUCCUUUAUUUGAGACAGUUUUCUACAGCAGGAAAAUAAUCCUGCAGCCACAGGAAAUGUGAAUUAAUUAAAAUUAACAUACACUUUUGUAGGGGUUGAUUACAUUUUUCGUAAGGGAAAAUCAAGUCUGACUUUUCUAAGUAUAAAUUACAAACUUCAGAAGCCUUUUUAAACCCCAAAUACACCACAAGUUUAAAAUGUCCUGCAUUGCAGGAAGGUUCUCCUGCAACAGGGUGAUCAAAUGAAGAUCCUACAUCUGUAAGGACAGACAAUGUGAAUGGUGGUGGUGAAAUGCUAAGCCAAAACAUGGUUUAUUUUAUGGACCAUUGAUUUCCUUGUCACCACUCGGGCUAUGGUUUUGGCACCCGAAGUGUUCAGUUGUGGUUUCAGGCCUACCGUACACCAAUCCCCCCUCCCACUAACACCUUGACUAGACCGUCCACAUUGCGUUCGUGAGUGUUGCAAAAUAAAUGGUCACACUUUAUUUGGAUCGUUUGGAUAGCAUCUGUAGAUGCUCUACUAUCAUGUCAUACUAUCAACAAACUAGCUGUUGAUAAGAAACUGAUUGCUAAGGUUACGGUUACACACAUAUGUUAUUCAAUCAUUUCAUCCAAACUGCUCGCACACGUGACCGAGCGUCUGCAUAUCCAGCUGCUAAAAUAUAACUUUAUUUGAGAAGCUGGAAACGAUUCAAGUUCCGCCUCUCUCAUCUGCUCAUUGGUUUUCACAAGCAUACUAACCCAUGUGGGUGAUUGAAAGAUGAGAGGAGAGAUUCAUCAAAGAUAACUGUAGCUAGUUUGUCCUGGGAGAUAAACAUUGGGUUGUUAUUUUAACUGAAUUGCAUAUGGUCCAUUUUAUUCCUGGAUCUUUGUCGAAUUGUGUGUUUCUCUACUCUGAUGAUUCAUUCCCAGAUAAAAGGGGAAACCUCUUUAGUUUUUAGUUAGUAUGUCCCCACAUUAAUAUAGCUGGUUCAGUUGUUUUUUGGUAUUUUAAUUAACCUGCGUGUCAUGAUCUCGUCUGGUGGGGACAGACAAAAUCAACAUGCGCACGUUGGCAUGCGCACGGCCGGUUUGGUUAAGGUGUGAAGGUGAUCAAGAGGUACAGAGAGACGUCAACUAGAAGGGAGGAGAGAUGGAUGGAGGAGAAAAUGCUAGAAGAAAAUAGUAGCAUUAUGAAACAUAAUAAAUACCAUAGAGGGAAUGGGUGUAACUAUGUGAUUCAUGGGUUAAAGUGAAGCUGUCCUACAGUAUUCUAUAGGUCUAAGGCUGCAUUUACACAGGCAGCCCGAUUCUGAUCUGUUUUACACUAAUUGAUCCUUUGACCAAUGACAUCAGAUCUUUUUCAGAGCUGAAACCGAUAGAUCAAAAGACCAAUUAGUUUUAAAAAAAAUGAAAAGAUCAGAAUUGGACUGCCUGUGUAAACACAGAUGGAAAUCUGAGCGUAGAGGAAAACCUCCCAUUCACUCUGCUUGGUGCCACUGUCAUGGUGUAUUCACUCUGAUUGGUGCCACUGUCAUGGUGCCACUGUCAUGGUGCAUUCACUCUGCUUGGUGCCACUGUCAUGGUGUAUUCACUCUGCUUGGUGCCACUGUCAUGAUGUAUUCACUCUGCUUGGUGCCACUGUCAUGGUGUAUUCACUCUGCUUGGUGCCACUGUCAUGGUGUAUUCACUCUGCUUGGUGCCACUGUCAUGGUGUAUUCACUCUGCUUGGUGCCACUGUCAUGAUGUAUUCACUCUGCUUGGUGCCACUGUCAUGGUGUAUUCACUCUGCUUGGUGCCACUGUCACUCUGCAUUCACUCUGCUUGGUGCCACUGUCAUGGUGUAUUCACUCUGCUUGGUGCCACUGUCAUGGUGUAUUCACUCUGCUUGGUGCCACUGUCAUGGUGUAUUCACUCUGCUUGGUGCCACUGUCAUGGUGUAUUCACUCUGCUUGGUGCCACUGUCAUGGUGUAUUCACUCUGCUUGGUGCCACUGUCAUGGUGUAUUCACUCUGCUUGGUGCCACUGUCAUGGUGUAUUCACUCUGCUUGGUGCCACUGUCAUGGUGUAUUCACUCUGCUUGGUGCCACUGUCAUGGUGUAUUCACUCUGCUUGGUGCCACUGUCAUGGUGUAUUCACUCUGCUUGGUGCCACUGUCAUGGUGUAUUCACUCUGCUUGGUGCCACUGUCAUGGUGUAUUCACUCUGCUUGGUGCCACUGUCACUCUGCAUUCACUCUGCUUGGUGCCACUGUCAUGGUGUAUUCACUUUGGGAAUAUUUUGUAAAUAUAUAUAUAUGGUGCUUGAGACCAUUUGAGAUCUAAAUGUUUGUAUAACUAUAUGCAUAUAGCCUGUUUCCUAAAAUAACUUUAAGACACACAUGCUUCUUCUUCGUCAUCUUAUCAUCAUCCUAUUGUAUUAUGUACAGUGUCCUUGGGUGUUUUGAAAGGUGUUUAUUUAAGUGAUAAUGCCAGAGGAGCCGGUAGAUAUAAGAUAUAUUGGCACGGGUGUUAGGCCCGAGACAAAGUCAGAUGGAACAGAGUAAAAAGGCAUUUUAACGUUAUAGAUUUAGCCGGUGGUAACUCGUGGAAUAGACACCGGCUGGAAUGAGGUUUUAACCAAUCAGCAUUCAGGAUUAGACCCACCCGUUGUAUUAACACGAAAUGUAUAAUUUGUAUUAUUCUUAUUAUCAUCAUCAUGCCCCUUGCCCUUUACCCUUUGACCUCUCCCCUCUGUCAUGGUCAUAAAUGAAGGAUCUUAUUAAUUUAACUCAAGACGUGCUGGAACAGAAAGUUUGCUUAUAUUGUAUCAUUUAUUAUCCACACACCUUCUGAUCUGCAAAGUUACUAUGCAUUUAAAAAAUAGACAGAAAGUAAUUGUACGUACCCUGAGCCCAUUUCAUAUAGGUAUAUUCCAACAUAUAGACACUUAGCAUUUUUAUUUGAGAUGUACAUUUUUUCCUGCUCUGUUGUUGUUUGCAACUGUUACGUCCUCCUUUGAUCUGUUUGAUUGAUAGGAGUAGGAAGACGUUGUCCCUGGAGGCUGAUUUAAGGUCAGUUUCAUGCUCUACCCUCUAAUGGUUAAUGAUUAGUACUCAGGGUGGGUAAUCUGGUCCUAGAUCUGUUCCUAACUUCAACCUGGAGCCUGUUGAUGAUGGUACUCUCCAGGGUCACGUUCAGGAUGGUGCAAUGUUUCAAAACCUGCACAUAUAAAUGUAUCAUGUUUAACAGAUAUAUGAUUGUCUGUUUUUUAUGGCAGGGAAUUGAGUCCACUCUCUUCGUUGCAUUUCUAACAAUCGAACGUCUCACCUUCCUGAAUACACCCUGGGCAACCCAUGGAAACGUCUCACUCCGGUGUCAUGGUGUCUUGGUUGUCAGGGCAUCUGAAAUGUUGUAGAGAGAUCUAUUUCUCUGGCUGUACAGUCUGUGGGGAGUGGGAGAGGUACUGUAGCUAGCAGGGUUGGCCUCAUUUACAUUCAGUCAAUUUUAGGAAGGGAAAUGAUAUUCAGCCAAAACAUCUCCUGAAAAAACGGAAUAGAAAUGAAAUUGACCUGUAGUCCCAUCCCAUGCUAGCUAGGCCUUACUGUGCGGUGGCUGGGCAGGGUGUGUGUGUGCGUGCUUUCAGGAGGCACAAACAAGGGGAAAUAAACCCUUUUGAAAUGGGAAACUAACAUAGUUGGACCAAAAACAUUUCCUCCUAAUUGUGCCUGCUCAACCUGACCCAUGUCUGUGUGUAACUCCGUCAUCAGAAGCUCUUCUGACAGACAAACAGACUGAGAAUCUGACGGUGACACAAGGAUUGCUGUAAAUAAAGGAUUGUAUUCAAGUAAA
Messenger RNA from Salvelinus fontinalis (brook trout), 13999 nucleotides. It is a transcript of the gene kif26ba, whose product is annotated as kinesin family member 26Ba. Lineage: Eukaryota; Metazoa; Chordata; Actinopteri; Salmoniformes; Salmonidae. Bases 531 to 9488 code for a protein of 2985 amino acids. The transcript has 18 exons. Gene Ontology annotation, biological process: microtubule-based movement. Gene Ontology annotation, molecular function: ATP binding; microtubule motor activity; microtubule binding. The record is from RefSeq and is a predicted model, not a curated record.